Molecule: messenger RNA, 1062 nt
Organism: Rattus rattus (black rat)
Lineage: Eukaryota; Metazoa; Chordata; Mammalia; Rodentia; Muridae
Product: zinc finger protein 582-like
Exons: 3
Biological process (GO): negative regulation of transcription by RNA polymerase II
Molecular function (GO): DNA-binding transcription repressor activity, RNA polymerase II-specific
Source: RefSeq, a predicted model, not a curated record
GAGUCUGGAUGUGGCACCAAGAUAACACCCUCCCAGCAACGCACUCACGAGGAGGACUCGCCACAGUGGGCGACAACAGAAAGCCUUCCAAGCUGCAGUCUUGAGAGCGCAAGUCUCUGAGAUGACUGGGAAGGCAAAGGCCUAUUUGAUAGACAAGCAGGCAAUCCGGCCAGAAACGCCGGGCCAGUGUUAAUCUGUCACCAAGAAAUGCCCGCAUUAAACCAGCACAUGUCUCUUACUUUUUACCAGACAAAGUCCCGUAGGUAUAAAGAACACAGAAGAGACUUCUGUAAAGAGCAGUUCCUUAUUAACCAAGGACUUCGUACGAAUGAGAAACCCUACAAGUGUAGGCAGUGUGGGAAGGCUUUUAAAUACGGCUUGUGGCUAAUCCAGCAUGAGAACAUUCAUUCGGGCAAGAAGCCUUAUGAAUGCAAAGAGUGUGGGAAGGCCUUCAAUUCUGGUUCUAAUUUCAUACAACACCAGAGAGUUCAUACAGGCGAGAAACCUUACGCGUGUAAAGACUGUGCUAAAGCCUUCAGUCGAAGGUCUUAGCUCAUCGAGCAUCAGAGAAUCCAUACUGGGGAGAAACCCUAUCAAUGUAAGGAGUGUGGCAAGGCUUUCAAUCGUAUCUCACAUCUCAAAGUACAUCACAGAAUCCAUAGUGGGGAAAGCCCUAUGUGUGUAAGAAAACUCUUUGAGUGCAGAGAGUGCGGGAAGGCUUUUAAUCACAGGUCCACUCUAAUCCGACACCAGAGAAUUCAUACGGGAAAGAAACUACAAGUCGCCUCCCUUACCAGACACUACUCAGAGAACCUGCUCUUUGGCCUCAAGCCCCGCCUCUUACCUCAUAUUCUGCUGAGGACCCGCCCUUCUCCACUGAGUCCCGCCCUCAAUCUAGAUUCUGAGAACCAGCCCCUUCUCCUAGCCGCGCCCUCACCUCAGACUGAGCGAAGAACCGCCCUACUCGCUAGCCCCACCCCUUACUUCGGAUUGCUGAGGACCCGCCCCUUCCCCCAAGCCCCGCCCUCACCUCGGGCCGCCCGUACCAACCCUACUGCCUAA